Messenger RNA from Phialemonium atrogriseum, 3470 nucleotides. RefSeq lists its product as uncharacterized. Bases 320 to 3127 code for a protein of 935 amino acids. The transcript is spliced from 3 exons. Lineage: Eukaryota; Fungi; Ascomycota; Sordariomycetes; Cephalothecales; Cephalothecaceae. The record is from RefSeq and is a predicted model, not a curated record.
GAUGCCGCAACGGUUCAAUUUCAUCGCAGAGUUCAAAGUCCGUCAACAAGCCAGCUCUUUGUUCAAAAUGUGCUGGAUUCUCUCCGUCAGGCAGAACCCGUGAUCUGCAGAUCCACGUGACAAGUAAUGCAGUCUGUGCCCUUUUCGACGCGUCUGCCUUAUUUACCUUUUUCCCCCCUCGCCAUCACAUCUUUCUUGCCCGCGCGCCCUCCCAUCAAACGUCGAUUGAACCCAGUCCCCCACAUCAGACUUCCAACCUAAUUCUGCCCGCGCGGCCAUUUCCCAUCAAUUGAUGAAAAGAAAUUGAACAAACAGCGCGAUGCGUUCUCGCGCGCGCUUGUCCAGUCGCGGGCGAGGAGGCCGCCCAGUCGCCGGAGAACGCAGCGCCAGUGUUCCGGAGAGUGUCAACAUUGCAGGUACGGGUACGCCACAGAUUCCAGACCUGCCCGGCCUCGCCAACCGAGGCCAGAAGGAGCGGAAAUUGGCUCUCGCUUUGUGGAAGAUCACCGAGCCGGCCGGCGUCGCCGCUUUCGACGCCUUCUUGGGCCCUUGCAGCAACCACGUCUACACCGACCUGCACGCCAUGGCCAAACAUCUGCCCUUCGACCGCGUCAAGUCGCUGCUCACCCAGGCACGCGACGAGCGCUUGCAGACGUCAGCCUCCUCGAGCACUCCUAAGAAACCUGCCGGCGCAGGCACACCAAAGUUCACCAUGCCGGAUGCGAAGAAGGCCAAGGAGCUCAGCAGGCUGUUUGGCAGCAGAGGUGAUGCCGAUGAGGGCUCUGAAACCCUGCGCUCUCCCUCAGAAGAGCACCAGCAACAGGAAGCAGGAGCGGAAACCUCGACAAGCCCUCCCAAGACCCCGACAGUCCCCCUCAACCCCGCUCAAGCCGAUGAUGCCCCAAUGCCCGCCGUCGCCGCGACGAAGAAGACUCCCGCCCCGGUUGAGAAGAACAAUACUGGAGACAAGAAUACACAACGGGAGGAGAACAAGGAUGAUGAGGACGAGGAGAUCGAGGAGGAGAUCAGGGUCAUGGGCGAGAACGAGAGCCCCAGGCGCAAUCGACCGGCCGGGGUUUUUGACAGGAGGCACUUAACGCCGCUUCAAUUGGCACACGGCACAUUGAACUCGGUUCUAUCUCUGCGUCCCCCUCGGAGCAUCGGCCGGAGGGCCUCAUUCCAUGUCCCAGAUUGUCCCAGGACGCCGUUUGAGGUUGGGCUUGACGAUUGGCCGGACUCAAUUCCUAGGGCCAAUACUGAAGCUCAUGACGUCGCAAAGGAUGUCAACACCGCCAGCCCGGCCGCUCCCACGCUCCUAGUCUCUAGCACCAAUACCGUUGCGGGACCAGGCAAGCCUCCUUGCGAUGGCGACGGAGAUGGGGCUGAGAACAAGAACAACACCCCCAACGACGAUGUGGACCUGCUAGUCCCUGUUUAUGACAAGCCUCCGAUCCCCGACAAACCCCAAGACGACAUCGGAGGUGACGCUGCGCCAGCGAACCCAGCCAAGCGUCGCGAUCACCACUCUGAGGGUGGAGAGGUUGAGGGAGUCGACAGGCCCAACAAGAAGGCCCGGGUGGAGCCCCACACGACAGAAGAAGUCGAGUCUGCUCAUUCUAGGUCCACCGUCAUCGACGUUGAAGCCACCACCACCGCCAAAGUCGCCGGCAACGAGGGUUCGCCGGCUCCCUCUCCCUCUCCUUCCGCUGGUCAUGAACAUGGCCGACUGUCUUGCUCCGGUGGCGUCCUGCCCAGAAGCCGUCUGACCGACGCGCCGAUCAAUGCCGUGCUACAUCUCCUCGCAGCGGCUCGCCCUCUCUCGCUAGCCACUAUCGAUUCCGUUCUCACCGACGACGAGACCAAGAUUCCUAACGGGCUGAAUCCCAGCAGCCGCCCAACGCGGAAAAUGCUCGUCAUGGGCAAGAAUGAACAGGGCAAGCUGUUGAUACCGCUCCACAUUGCCAAGUUGGAGCACUGGGUUCUCAUGGUGAUCACGGCUGGUCCAGGCUUGUCGUCUUCCUCGCCUCCGCUGGCCAUUCCAACCGUUCAGCUGUUCGACUCGUACCCUUCGCCAGGAACCGACCCUGUCGCGGUGCGCCUCACCCGCAGCAUCGUCGAGGCUCUCUGUGCCGGCGGCAUCGGUGUCGGCAACACCCGCGGCUGGACCAAGCCCCUUGGCCGCCUCCUGCCGUGGAACGACUCGUGCGUUACCUCUGCCCCCUCCUGUCUGCGUCAGUCUAACGAUGCCGACUGCGGCGUUGCUGUGCUGGUUAACGCCAUGUACAACGUCGCCGGGCUGAACCCCCCCGAAAGCCUCACGAAGCUGUCCUGGGACCUGUGGCGCUGGGUUAUCGCCAUGAUGGCCACCGACUUCCGCCGCAAGCAGUACCCGGAUGCCGGCAGCAAUGAGGACAAGGACGAGGAGUUCAAGGCAGACUGCAUCCGCUGCCUGUCCGGCUUCAACCCCGAAGCCUCUGCCCUCCUUGAUCAGGCCCCACGCAGCCAGGGCAACAGUGGUGAUCUCGGAGCUGACGAGGCUAACGACCUGCUCUCCCGCCUGACGAUUAUGAACACCGUGGCCGGCGCCUUCGACCUCAGCGCGCCUCCCCCUGCGCCUCCGUCCGGGAAAUGGACCUUCGCGGUCAACCGGGAGUACAACAAAAUGCUCGAGGAGUACAUCGCGCAUCGCCGAGACGCUGAGGCCUCGGCUCGAGCCCAGGCCAAGAUCAAGCUUCGCGAGCUCGGCGACUCCUUGGCAGCCAUCUCGUCUGUACUUGAGCUCCUUUGCCGCCCUCGCAUCGCCGCCAGCGCCAUCAGUCAGAUCAAGGGCGACGACGACGUCGUCAUGGAUGAACAGAACCCCACCCAGCCCAUGGAUGACCUUGAAGCGGAGACUUCCACCUUGGACCUGCUUCGCGACUUUCACGGGCAGCUGUCCACCAGCCCUGUGCCCCUGACCGACUUGUUGGCCAAGACUGAGUCGGAGAUGCAGAUGUUGGAGUCCAUCGUCUGCGCCGGGGCUAGGGCCAAGGGGUUGAUGAGCCUUGUGGUUUCCAUCGUGGCCCGCGCCGUCGAGGACGUGGGCGAGAUGCACAAGAUUGUUGUGCCGGAUGAAGAGGACUCCUAGGGAGAUGAGCAUCGUCAUGUCUUUUUCUUUUCUUUUUUCCUUCGCCAUUGUCUCCCCUGUGGAGUUCUGUGCUUUGGCCUGUACACUACGACUCAAUAUCUGGCUAGACAAGGAGACACUCGGAAAGAGUUUCGGGAAGGAGUUCGAGGAACAUAGGACAGAGUUUGACUUUGGGACCAGGGCGCUUUUCGGAACGCAGGAGAACCGGCAUGGGCUAUUCACAUAGCUCCUAUACCCUUGGCGUUUAAUUGAACUGCUAGACUUGUAUUAUGAAGUAGUUGUUCCUCCUCACACCAUCCUGGGACUCCGAAACUGUGGCCGAUGUUCCAUGAACAAAUAUCCG